This is a messenger RNA of Venustampulla echinocandica, 1104 nucleotides long. RefSeq lists its product as uncharacterized. NCBI's taxonomy places the organism in Eukaryota, Fungi, Ascomycota, Leotiomycetes, Helotiales, Pleuroascaceae. Gene Ontology annotation, cellular component: mitochondrial inner membrane. The transcript is spliced from 2 exons. Gene Ontology annotation, biological process: mitochondrial proton-transporting ATP synthase complex assembly. Bases 1 to 1104 code for a protein of 367 amino acids. The record is from RefSeq and is a predicted model, not a curated record.
AUGAUCGUGUCACGAAGACCACUCCGUUCUGCCAAUGUUGGAUAUGAUGUGGCGGCGUGCCUGCUAUGCCAAUGGCGAUCAUUCAGCACAUCAUAUCGCCAGCUAGCUGAGAAACCGCCAGCUACAGAUCCAUCCCCAUCCAAACCUCAAUCCAAAUCCACUCCAAAUCCAUCAACGCCAACGCCUAAAGGUCCGACUACACCACCCUUACCUACAUCGCCUCUCGAAGAUGCUCCACGAGCAUAUGGUAAAUCUCACCAGGAGUUUACCCCCAAACCUCUCAGUCGGCCAAUUGGCCUUCCAUAUCCCCCCAAAGCCGGAGAAAAUUCCGGCGUAGACACCCGGACAUUGAAGCAAAGGAGAGACGACUUCGUAGAUUACGACAAGCACCUUGCGCGGAGAAAAGUACUAACCCAUAAAGUAGCAACACCAUACUUCCGAGAAUGGAGCAACAUGCGCUUCCACAAGGGGAAAUCCUUCCUCGCCCCUCCGCGGAUAUUCAAGUCUGAUCUAGCCCUAUAUUUCCCCAACCUCCAAGGCCAGACGCUUGUGAAGGAUAAGGAGCCGAGGGAUACGACGCCGCUGUUCCAGGAUAAGGUUACCGUGGUCAGCAUCUUCAAUACGCAGUGGGCGGAGAAUCAAGCUGCUACUUUUGCAUCUGAGAAGAACAAUCCCGAGCUACAUGAGGCUAUAAGGAAUAGCGGUGGUAUAGCGCAGAUGGUGCAAAUCAAUUUCGAGGAAAACUGGAUGAAAGCUAUGAUUGUCAGGAUGUUCAUGCCGAGUUUGAGGAAGAAACUUGCGGCUAAGAACUGGGGACGAUAUUUUUUGGUCCGAAAGGGGUUUACUGAGGAAAUUCGGGAUGCCAUCGGUUUGCUCAAUAGUAAGGUUGGCUACACCUAUCUUUUGGAUGGGGAGUGUAGGAUUAGAUGGGCUGGAAGUGGUCGCAGUGAGGGUAAUGAGAACGAUAGUCUGGUAAAGGCUGUGACGCGGCUGGUCGAAAACGCCAGAGCAAAGCAAACCGAGAAGGCCACGAUCUCACAAAAGCCCGUGGAUAAGGGUUUAGACUUGGCAGGUAACGAAAAGGCCGCUACCACCGGGGAAUAG